UUUUUGAAAUUAGUUCUAUUCAGUCUGUGAAAGUGUUAGCGAAACAACGGAUUUCAGCCGAAAAAAGCUUCUGCGUGACGUCAAAUACGAGCAGCUAAUCUACUAGUCAAUGGUAGUACGUCGAUCAACUGAUCAGCCGACCGUUCACCGCCCACCGCGUACACGCACAGUACACAGUAAGCUCGCUCUCCGCAUGGGCGCGCACCCAUACACACAUACGCACAUGUGAAUGUUGUAAACGUUUGGUGGCAAAGCUAAGUGAGCAGUGAUCGACGCGUAAAGAAACGAAAGUUUUUCAUUUUCUUCGCUGUUUUCGGCGGCUACGUACAAUCAAAUCGACAUACCCAUUGGUUGGUGGUGGCGCGUAGUCGUUUUGGUGUUUCGCUUAUCGUUUGCUGAACACAGUUUUCAUUGUUUUUAUUUUUGUUAUUUUAUUUUAUUUUGUGCGGAUUGCGUCUUGCACCCCUUUUUGCCUUUUUCCCUCAAUUGCUGUUGGGUCUUUUUUUUUUCAAUUCUCUCUCGACAUUUCGCCUGCUUGCGCGCGACGGAUUUGACGGCAGGGAAGUCGGCGACGUCGAUGUCGACAUCGAUGAAAGCAGCGCGGCAACUGCGAGCGAUCGGAGAAUUUCUCUAAAUAAACGCAGCGCACUGGUGCAGUUCAGUAACGCGUAAAAAUUUCACUGCAACGGUUUGCUCCGCCAACAGCAACGGAUGACGGCUGACUCAAGCGACAAAUAAUCGAAAGAAACAACAUAUUCAAAAUACAAAAAAAGGAAUAUAGUAAUUAAAACUUAUUCUGUAAAAGUUUACGAUUCCCAGUGAAUUAUUAAAUAUAUGAGAAAUUCAGAAUUUUUAAUGUCCAUUUUGAAACUUUUCUACGAAAUUUGUAAAAAGUGCCAAAACUAGCAGUGAGUGCGCACGGUUGGAAAGCGCGAAGCAGACGUAUAAACGACAUUACAAAACAAGAAAGGAGAAGUAGCAGUAGCAGUGUCGAAAAUCCAUUUAUAACACUGAACACAGCGAAAGAUUGAGAAAGAAGUGGUAGGAUCUAUCACUUACGACGACUCCUCGUGCGAAUAUCCAGUUGCGUAUACGUCCAGGAGUGCGCGUGUCGCUUAGCUGUGUGAAAAAUACACACAGAAAUCACUAACAACAAUCACAAGAGAAACAACAAAAAGCAACGAACAUGUCACAUCAGUGCAGUUGUGGUCGUGAUCUCAACAACAACUAUGUCUCCUAUACGAGCGCCUACGCUAAUGGCAGCUCAAGUCUGGAUCGUGAAGCGAGUAGCAGCCUUUCGGGCAGCGGCGUCGGUGGUGGCAGCAAAUCAGCCAUGUCAGGCAAAACUACCCAGCUGACGGCGAAAGUGAUGUUCGGCACAGUGGGCGCAAUUAAGGAUCUGCGCGAGAAGGAAAAGUCGCGGCAUGCGACUACGCGUGCCACUGAUCGGCGCAAUUGAGUGGCAGGGCACAGCAACGGACAGGGUUGACUGUGUGUGAAGGAUGCAACUGAGGUGAGCAUAGAGAAAGGAUUUUUAUAAAGCUAUUCAGUAGGCAUUGUGAUGAGAGAGAAAAGAGAUGGAGAUCAGAUAGUUGAAAUUUGUGGUUGCCGAAGAGGUGACAAGCCACAUCAGCGGCAGCAGCAGUCAACUAUUAUACUUAGUGUUGUAAGUGCGCAUACUGGUGAUGAUAUACAAAGCUGUGGCGUAUUGAAGCAGGUGGAACGGUUUGCACAGUUAGUUUAAGUGGUCUUGCACAACGAGGCCUUCCGGAACUUUCCAGAAAAAUGCACCACAAUCAUGCGAGAACUAAACGAAUUGUACUCUCUGCAUUUGCAUGUAAGUGAGCACUUUUAGUAGUUAAAAUUCUUGGAAAAUUCCCCAGCUCAGCUAUAAAUAAAUGUAAAUAUUUGCAUAGAUGCUUAUUUGCCUAGGAAAAUUAUGAUUACUCUAUUUGUUACAAACUUAUGGUCGGAUAUAUAUGUAUCAAAUCACUUACUUACUUAGUUACAUACAUACAAUUGUAAGUUGUUUUAAUUAAGAAAAAUGUUUUUAAUUUGAAUAUUCAAAUGCAAAACGUCUUUUUGCUGGGCAUUUUUGUCGAUAAGUUAAUAAUUAGUUAUUUUUAAUGUAUUGUAUUGUAGUAUUUUGUUAAACAAGACAUUCAAUUUGCUAAUUUUGCUUGCAACAAAUACAGUACACGACAAAAAUAUAGCACUUGCACAUUUAAGUUUUUCGUUGUAAUGCAAGUUUCUACAUUUUUCAUUUUAAGUUAAAUUAAAUAAUAUAUUACCACAAGAUUAACGAGUACUGUUUAUAUAUAUAUUUUUGCUGAAGUGAGCCCAUUUGACUCAUACAAUGAAAUUGAAGAUAUUUACAAAAACAAAAAAACAGUUCGAACCAAAUUGAAAUAAAAGAUCUAUUUUGAAUUACUUCAUUGGGAAACAUAUUUUUCGCUAUCACUCUGUUUUUGAAAUAUAUUUUCCGUAAACACUUGUAUUGCAUUUAGUACAAAGGCUCCUACAUCUAUUUCUCUUGCAUAAUACUUGAACUGCACAAGCCGUCGGUACGUCAACACCAUGAAUUUUCGACAUGGGAAAUGUUCUCUACAUCGUCUCUAUUGUGUUUUCUUGACUCCUCUGCUAAUUAGAUAACAAAAACCUUACUUGAAUUGUCUUACUUGGGUGGCCUCUUUGUAUAGAAUCCAAACUUCAAGUUCGGUGCAUGAUUUUAUAUAUGCCAGCAUACCCUCGUCAAUAAUCAAUUUGAAAGCACUACUUACCGAACCAACUUUUUAGUCUUUAUGCCUUUUGGCAUAGGCAGUUAGACUCGAGACCUCUUUGAAUACGUUAUAGCCUGGUAAUCUCUCUAUCUUCUUUCAAUGCCUUCAAUAAAUUCACAUCUGCACCUUUUUCAGUGGAAAUUUCCCAAUUGGAAUUUCCUAAUUGCAAGAUAUAUCAAUGAUGCCCUUAAAGAAGUCGCAGGUGCGGAUGACCAUUAAACACAUGGACACGAUUAGUUGAAACAGAAGCGCAUCGAGCAGGCCGUUAUUGGCGACAAAUAAAAUUGAUUGCUUUGUAAUCGACCUAACUUUAACUUUUUGGUCGGCCGCCGUAGCCAAAUGGGUAGGUGCGUGAUUACCACUCGAAAUUACGUGAUUACCACAAAAAUGGUAAUCUGGCUAUACUGGCUAAUACGACGUCCCUCAUAGUCGAAUUCACUGAGAGCAAAGUAACGGUAGCACAAUAGGCGCCAUCUCAUUAUUCUUUUCAUCGUGGGAGCUAUCGUCAUAUUCUUCUCUUCACUACUAAAAAAUUCAGUGCUCUUGACUUUCUCCCCUAUUUCUAUUUCACUAUCUCAUAGUACAAAUAACAGAAAAGAAGUUUCCCUGUGACUUAAGGCUUCACAAUUGGUGAUAAAGUGUUCCAUGGACUCUUCUUCAUCACAGCAGAACUUGCAUAAACUAGUGCGAGAUAGUCCGAUUGUAUUGAAAUGUUUAUUGCCGGGAAAUUUUUAUUGCCGGCAAAGUGGCCUGUGAGUGCUCCACAGGGUAAUCUGAAGCUUAGGGUUUGUCUAGGGUUAGAGCAGAUUUCGGUCUUUUGCUGUUAUGAAUUUUUUUAAUAAAAUAACUGGCCUCUAUGUACACGUAGUUCCAAUAUUUCCUAUUAGAUGAAUUAGAUGAAGUUUUGUUUUAAUAGCAGAUGUUAUAGGUGCUAUAUUUUUGUUGUGUACUGUAUCUUGAACUAAAAUAUUAUUUGAUUUCUUUUACUUACGGUGCAAUUAACUCCCUGGAGAUGCAAGAAAACGUAUAUAUAAUUCUGAAAAGAUAGGUUGGCGUUAAUUUAAAGUAGAGAGUUUACGUUAUUUGCCAAUAGGCAACUUUUUUUUUUGAACAUGCAAGUAAAAAAACGAGUUUUUAAUGAAGCGGUGAAAUUUUUUGCUACUACUGUCAUGGUCAUAUUGUUGAAAUUAAUAUGAUUUUUAAAAUUAAAAAUUGAUUUUGAAAUAAAAAAUGCGAGUAUUUUUCGAUACAUAAAUUUUUUUUUCAACCAAUAUAAAAUGUUUAUUAAUAAUAAAAUAUUUUUGUUUCGUUUUCUUGAUUUUUUGAAAAGUAGUCUCACAUAUUCUUCUUCUUCUUAACAUCACAGUCCUUGAUGAACCAUUGCUUCAUUCACAGCCUUACGCCAUCUAUCUCUAUCCAAGAUAACCUCCUUCCACCGCCGCACGUUUAACUUUUCAAGGCCAACUUCCACGUCUUCGAGCCAUCUCUUUCUAGGGCGUCCUCUUCUUCGAGCUCAAACCGGCCGUAAUUCCACUGCCUUUCGAGUUGUUGUCUUCUUUGGCAUUCUAAGCACAUGUCCUAGCCAUUUCACCUCCUAAGAUUUUAUAAAUCACAGUUCCGUUUUUUUGCUAAUAGUUCCAGCUCAUGAGUGUAUCUAAUUCGAUAGGCACCGUCUUGCAGUCUUACAGAUCCAUAUAUUUUUCGCCAUAUUUUUCUUUCAAAUACCAUUAGCUGAUGUCAGUAGUUUUUAGCCUCCAUAGUUCGCGACCAUAGGUAAGCACGGGGUGGAUCAAGUUGUGUAUAUCCUUAACUUUUGGUCGCGACUUAAUAAUUUACACUUCAGCAGCUACAAAUUAAAAAAGCAAUACUUGUUAGCUGCUAAAACUCUAUUAUUUAUUGUCACUGAUGUAUUCUUACUGGCUGAUAUUUUCAUAUUUUUGAUACCCAGAUAAGUGAGUUUUUGUACACUCUCGAAAUCAUGCCUCAAACCGGAGUCGGUUCGGUCCAUAAACUUCGUUUUCUCUGUAUUAAUUCUUAGCCCAGUAUUUCGUAUAAUUUUUUUUUAGGUUGCCAUAAAAAAUAUACCAUCUGCAUUUGCACAAAGCUGGAACGGCUUGUUGUUUAGAGUUCCGUUUGGAUUUAUUUCGGUGCGUGUAGAACUCGGUUGAAUGUCAAUGUUAAUAAAGCGUCUCUCUUUUUAACUCCUGAUAUUAUGAGAAAUGGCUCUGAGCACUCUCCUGCACUAAGCCCUUCGCCAUGGUAUUUUUUAGCGUCAUAUAAAAAGCUCAAUUAGGCCGGCGGGCCAAUUAGAUGUCCUAAAUUCAGUAGUUUUCGCGAAGCGUUGUAGGAUGAGAAAAAAAACAAUUAGCCAAAUGAAGUAUUGGGGAUAGUUUAAUAUAUAUUUAAACUAAAAAAAAAAAAAUUUGUACAAUCUCCAACAAUAUAUUGUAAGCCGAGUUAUCAAUAGAUUCCCAGAGCGCCUUGCCACUGAAGUAUCCAACUUCUGUACAAGAUACAACUUGCAAUUUUCAUCUGAAAACAAAAAAAAAAAAGAUUAUUAAUUUUGAUGUAAUUGUCUUCGAUGUGAACUAAGAAAAUUGGGAGAAACACGUAAAAUUCGAAUUUUUGGGGAAGGUAGAAAAAAAAAGUGGUUUUUCAAGGGAAAAAAAACUCUUCAACUGGGUAAAAAAGUCGCUUAAAAAAAGUUUUUGGAUGUUUUUUUUAGUUCACAUAGAAGAGAAAACAAUACUGAAGAUAACGCAUUUUGAAUGAAAUGGAUAGCUCGUUUAGUUUUUUUGCAAUCGUGUACAUAAAUUAGGAAAAAUCGUGAAAAUGAAAAGCCGAGAAAAUGCGCUUCAAAGUUUUCGAU
Anastrepha ludens (Mexican fruit fly) is the source of this 5649-nucleotide messenger RNA. RefSeq lists its product as uncharacterized. The transcript has a single exon. The record is from RefSeq and is a predicted model, not a curated record. The coding region runs from base 1187 to 1459 and encodes 90 amino acids. Lineage: Eukaryota; Metazoa; Arthropoda; Insecta; Diptera; Tephritidae.